This is a messenger RNA of Caenorhabditis sp. 36 PRJEB53466, 273 nucleotides long. NCBI's taxonomy places the organism in Eukaryota, Metazoa, Nematoda, Chromadorea, Rhabditida, Rhabditidae. The record is from the annotation of a GenBank genome assembly.
AUGAUACAUCGGAAAACUCUCUUGAUCAUUCUGAUAUUGAUUGGCUCCGCGAGCACGAAGGAAGUCGAAUGCGCGGUGAAGUUCAUUGCGAAGAUUACCAAGAUUUGCACGUAUGGAAUUGCGGAGGAAAGUGAGUAGUUUGAUUCCAACUGGUAACGGUUUUUCAAACGUUCAGAGAUCCCAAUCCUCCUGUCAAAGUGCUGCUCAACCCACUGCUCGAAGGCACAUCUCAAAAUGUUUUGUACAAUGAAAAAGCACACGAAUUCGUCUUGA